Molecule: messenger RNA, 2113 nt
Organism: Prosopis cineraria
Lineage: Eukaryota; Viridiplantae; Streptophyta; Magnoliopsida; Fabales; Fabaceae
Product: agamous-like MADS-box protein AGL30
Exons: 11
Coding region: 439-1521 (360 amino acids)
Biological process (GO): regulation of transcription by RNA polymerase II
Molecular function (GO): DNA-binding transcription factor activity, RNA polymerase II-specific; RNA polymerase II cis-regulatory region sequence-specific DNA binding; protein dimerization activity
Source: RefSeq, a predicted model, not a curated record
CUUUGUCCGAACAAUCUGUUAUUCCCGCGUACUACCCGUUUGGAUUAUUUUCCUUUUCGUUACAUUCUCGACUUCGUCUUUUGGGGAAACUCAAACGUUGUUAAAGGGCAUCUGUCUUAGGACUUGUGGUCGAUAAAUUUGUUUGCUUUUUGACAGUUGCAGUUGCAGUUUCUCAUUUAAGGAAUUAAUCAUUGGCCUCUUGUUCUCUUCAUUUCUUACGGUGGCUUUAAUGCUAGAUGUUAUAUCAGCUUCUAGCUCUGUGCUUUUCAUUUUCUUUGUUAAUUCUGGUUCUGGGCGGUCUUAUUUGUGUUUUCUUUUGCUGCUUGCUUAUGCUCACCAGGUGUUUGUUUUUAUUUCUAAACGAACGCUGACGCUAUUGCUACGAACGAUAUAAGCUCUGAUUUUGGAAGGGCUAGUUGGAGGCGUAUUAUUUGCAGGAUGGGCAGGGUGAAGCUGAAAAUAAAGAGGCUGGAGAGCACUAAUGGGCGUCAGGCAACCUACGCUAAAAGGAAGAAUGGAAUUAUGAAAAAGGCUUCGGAAUUAUCUAUACUGUGCGAUAUAGAUAUUAUACUUCUCAUGUUCUCACCGUCUGGGAAGCCAGCACUCUGCAGAGGGAGGCGUAGUAACAUAGAGGAGGUUAUUGCAAAGUUUGCUCAACAAACUCCACAGGAAAGGGCAAAAAGGAAGUUGGAGAGUCUUGAAGCACUGAAGAAAACAUUUAAGAAGUUAGACCACGAUGUAAACAUACAAGAAUUUCUGGGUACAAGUGGUCAAACUAUUGAGGACCUAAAAAAUGAUGCCACGCUAUUACAAACUCGAAUAUCUGAAAUACAUACAAGAUUAAGCCAUUGGACUGAACCUGAUAAAAUCAACAGCGUGGAACAAUUAGAACAGAUGGAAAAUUCUCUCAGGGGGUCAAUUAAUCAACUUCGAUUGCGUAAGCAGGAAAAUAUACAAAAGCAACAACUUGAAUCAUUGCAAUGCAGUAACCAGUUCAAUGAGUUGCAUACUCCCUUCAGGAUGAGUGCUGAUCAGCAUCUCCAACCUCUAUCAUGGAUUGCCAACAAUGACGGCCAACAUAUGGUUUUACCUGAUGAUUCAUACUUGCUUCUUCACAAAGACACAGAGUGCUCCGCAAGCUCCUCUUUUGGGAGUUAUGCAAGUUAUCUUGGCUCAAGCCCAAAACCAGAUCUUUCUAAUUCUGGGCAAGAAAGUGGUGUCCUAAGUGACAUGACAAGUACUGCUUCUCUGAGACUACAAUUAGGCGGGCAGCUUCCGUACCUGCCGUACAAUUUCAAUCUACUGAGUGAUAUCAAGUUCCAGCCAUCUGCAGAGAUCAACCCACUUGAAAACCCCAUAGAUUAUCAUCCUAAUAAAAGCUUUGAAGCUCCUAGACUUGCUUUCGAAUCUAACCACCAUGGAUGGGAUUCCACAUCAGGGCCUUGUGCUGUUACCACCAUGUUUGACGACUAUUUGUAUGCCCAGGCAAGUUUCCCUCAAGUAAACUUUGGCUUCUCCUAACAGCACCUCCUCCCCUUUUUCUUCGUUUUAUUUCCUGGUAUUCCUGUUGCAUGACUUCAUCGUGAGCUACUGGCCAACUGCAAAUGAGUGAAUCACCUGAGAGCGAUUUCCACCUUGAACAGUGAAAUUAUUUAUUUAUUUAUUUUUUUUAGCCAAAAACCUUCAUUUUAAAAAAUGUCAGAAACUGCUCAUUGAUGAUACAAACUAGCUUCUAUUCGCAAGUCUCAGCGUUUAAAUGUUACUCUCUCUUCAUAUUCCUCAUUAGUUUCUAUACUAAUGCUUGAUUUAUAAUCGCUCUUCAUAUCAAAACAUGGCGCAGCUGUUUUAGCUCAUCUGAUUGGACAAAUUAGUUACCUUCUGUUAGUUAGUGCUAACUUCUCGGGUCAGCCAUGAAUAAUGAUUUUCUAUAAAUCAUGCCAUCUUUUACUACAAAAUCAUGUCUUACGCUUUGUUUGGCAGGGGAAUGGGGAGGAAAGGAAGCGAGGGAGGGGUUUUAUUUUGCUUCUAUUCAGUGUGCCUGAAACUUUCUAAUUCUAACUGUGUCUGUUCUACAUUUAGUUUCCUUUUACCUCGCCUGAUAUUUAAAACUUUA